This is a messenger RNA of Pteropus alecto (black flying fox), 468 nucleotides long. It is a transcript of the gene IL36RN, whose product is annotated as interleukin 36 receptor antagonist. Lineage: Eukaryota; Metazoa; Chordata; Mammalia; Chiroptera; Pteropodidae. Gene Ontology annotation, biological process: inflammatory response to antigenic stimulus; cellular response to lipopolysaccharide. The record is from RefSeq and is a predicted model, not a curated record. Gene Ontology annotation, molecular function: interleukin-1 receptor binding; cytokine activity.
AUGGUCCUGAGCGGGGCCCUGUGCUUUUGAAUGAAGGAAGCAGUGCUUAAGGUGCUCUAUUUGCAUGACGACCAGCUUCUGGCCGGAAGGCUGCAGGCAGGGAAGCUCAUGAAAGGCGAGGAGAUCAGGGUUGUCCCCAACCGAUUUCUGGAUGCCAGCCUCUCUGCCGUCAUCCUGGGCGUCCAAGGCUGGAGCCAGUGCUUGUUAUGUGGCACGGGGCAGGAGCCCACUCUGAAGCUGGAGCUGGUAGAUACCAUGCAGCUCUACCACAGCCCUGAGGUGGCCAAGCCCUUCACCUUCUGCCGCUGGGACAUGGGGGUCACUGCCAGCUUCGAGUCAGCUGCCUUCCCAGGCUGGCUCCUCUGCAUGAUGCCUGAGGCCUACCAGCCUCUCAGACUCACCUAGCUCCUGGGAGAUGCCAGUGUGGACCCGCCCAUCACCAACUUUUACUUUCAUCAGUGUGACUAG